Messenger RNA from Caenorhabditis remanei, 1944 nucleotides. RefSeq lists its product as uncharacterized. Gene Ontology annotation, molecular function: protein binding. NCBI's taxonomy places the organism in Eukaryota, Metazoa, Nematoda, Chromadorea, Rhabditida, Rhabditidae. The coding region runs from base 1 to 1944 and encodes 647 amino acids. The transcript is spliced from 7 exons. The record is from RefSeq and is a predicted model, not a curated record.
AUGGAGGGUAUCCAAAUCAUUUGGGAUAAUGUCAAUCGACGUCUGCCAGUUGUGAUCAGAGCUGCUGACAACGCCGGGAACAACGCUGGCCAUGCAGCCCCCAACCAAGCAGCCCCGAACCAAGCAGCCCCAAACCAAGCAGCCCCGAACCAAGCAGCUCUAAAUCGAGCAGCUCCGAAUCAAGCAGCCCCCAACGCUAACGCAAAUCCGGAAGUCGUCGCACCACAACCAGCUCCACUUCCACCACCAACUCGAACCUACGUCGCUCCAUUCCCAAUUGUCACUAACUGUGAAUUCAACAUGGCAAAUCCGGAGGCUCAACUUGACUGUGGCCAAUGGGGUGGUCUCACCUGGGACAUUGUCUACAAGAGUUUCAACACAAACGGGAAUUAUGCAUCCGGAACGAGCGCGGUGGUGUUUAGAGGAAUGGGAAAGAAAACCUACAGAGUUCACUUCAAAUAUGAUUUGACCCAGACGUCAGCCAAAGAGAUGUGGAUGAGAGAUCAAAAUGUCAUGAUCGACGAUGAGCACCCGUACUUCCUUUGUAAUAAUACUAUCGACAGCACUACUAGAAGAGAUGAUUUGCCAAAAACCGUGGCAUUCAACCUUUCGAUUGAAUUUAUCGAGCCUGUCGAAAAGUUCGAAUAUGACUACCAGAAAUGGCCACCUGGUCAGUAUUGGUUCCAAUACAGAAACGAUUAUUCUGUAAGAUGUGAUUCGUCUGCGCUCGAGCGUAUUCAUCCUAAGUACAGCGGUUUUUUGCGAAAUUUCGGAAGAUUGUCAAAAAAAGAGGCGUUCGCUUUUUACGAGUUUCUCGGAGUUAUGACCCAUAAUUGGUACAUUGGAACACCGAAAUACGAUGAGGUUAUGUUGAACGGAUACAAACUUGGAUUCACUGGACAAUGGGGUUCCUAUGACAAACCGUCGUCUUCACUGGAUUUCAAGGCGCGAACCAUUCUCCCGGGUUAUCAGCAUAUUACAAACGAGGUUUCAGCCAGACAGGAAACGUUCCGUGAGGGUUUAGCUAUUGGAGUUUGCGACAUGUUCGAUUUGAAACUGAAUGCCAACCAUCCAAUGAUGCGGACCCAGGUUGAGGAGUUGAAACCGAUGAGAGAGCAUCGAGGACAAGUAUCUUUCUACAUCGAAGACAGCGUUUCGGGACCACUGUUGAUGACGGGAGUAUUAAUCCAAGGGCGGAAUCGUCAACAUGCCAAAUUGAAGGUGACGCUUUUUCGGAAAAAAGAGAGCAUUGAUAUAAUCACCACCUAUCGUAUCAUUGACACCCACCAAAAAACUAUUGGGGUCAUCAUCUCUAUUCUCGAUGAGGAGUUUACCGCUGCAUUGGCUGCUGGAGAGCUUAGCGUCGCCAUUCAACUCCACCUACACGGAACAAAAAAUACUUAUAUUCACAACCACGUCGAAGAAUUUGAUACCACUACACCAUACAGGAUGCCAGGACCAAUUACUGGAUAUCUCAAUUGUCGUGACGGAGAAAGGAUUGCGGUCUGCAAAGAGUUCCUCGCAAUUCAUUGUGAGCAGCUUCAAAUGAUGUUCUACAGUACUGACUUUUCGGAUUGUGGAGGUGAUGAGAUCAAUGUCGAUGAAGACAGUGAUGUGGUGUUGGAUGCUUUGGACAUCAUUUGGCACAGAAGCAAGAGUGUUCAGUUGAAGACAUUGCGCAGAGUUUUAGAGCUUGGCGGAUACUGGCUUUGCAGACGAAUCCAAAUAUUCAUCGAAAUGGCCAUCAUGCACUCUUCCCUGGUUACACCAACAGUCAAAGUGGAGCUCGCGCAUACGUAUGAUCUGCAAGUCAUCAAAUAUGCAAUUCGUCAUCCUGAGUUAGCUUCAACCUACAAAUGGGAAGUCAGUGCCGAGGAUAAGGCUCGUAUCGCUCUCCCGGCAGCCAACGAAAUCGAUGGAGGAAUCGAUGGCAGACCAUUUUAA